Messenger RNA from Babesia ovata, 3168 nucleotides. Its product is annotated as ribosome biogenesis MAK21, putative. The transcript is spliced from 6 exons. Gene Ontology annotation, cellular component: nucleus. Bases 1 to 3168 code for a protein of 1055 amino acids. NCBI's taxonomy places the organism in Eukaryota, Apicomplexa, Aconoidasida, Piroplasmida, Babesiidae. The record is from RefSeq and is a predicted model, not a curated record.
AUGCAGAAGCUACAGUCGGUUGGCCGGCCCGUGUCGUCCAGCGCGCUCAUGUCGCUUCUGGAAGUAUACGACUCGUCGGAAUGGCACGAAAUUGCCAGCCAGGAUCUACCGUCCUUACCUUCCAAGGCGAAGUCCACAGGCACCGUGGACAACGCCAAGCUGCUUCGCAGCGGCAAGGAAUUGUUGGCGGUGUUCGCUCGCGCAUAUUCGCGUCACGUCUGCGACACAGACACUGAGAAGGCCUGGAUGCGUGCCGUAGCCAAGGAUCCCUUCAUCCCUCCGGACAAGAAAAAUGCCGCGACCUUAUGCGACUCUCUGGAUGCCAUGGCAGUCCUCGCAAGCGAGAGCUGCGCGUUGAACUACAAGUUCUUCACAUCGCUGCUGAGCAUGUGCCAGAACAAGGCAGUCCGUGUGAUGCUGUGUUCGAUGGAGCGUAUGCACGCCCUGUUCAUGGAGGUGCUGCCCGGACGAAAACUGCGCUACAUCGACCAACAGGACGCUUCCAGGCAACGGUAUCUACAGCAUCACAUGUCAGCUUGGGAGAAAGGCGGCGCCGUAACGUGGGACAGCUUGGACUUGCUCGCUCGCGUGGUGUUGCAUGUGGUGUGUUUUGAGGAUUUCCUCAAGGGCGCUUACGCUGCCUUCAUCCAGGUGGUCACCGAUCAGCUGGAUGGCGGCCUGCCGUUCGUGCAGCGUAAGAUGCUUCAUUAUGUGUUCGAGAUGCUGGCCAAGAAGCCGGAGCAGGAGGCGCUGCUUCUGGACAUCCUUGUAGGCCGACUGUUUUCUAACGAUCUGAAACUAUCCGCUAUGGCUUCUGCGAAGUUGACUUCUCUCUUGGAGUGUCACGGUGCAAUGAAGGACAUCGUUGUGCGCCGUGUAGGCGCAACGCUGAUGGGCUCCAUUGGCAAGGUCCACACUACCUUCUCAUCGCACAAUGACGCUGCUGCCACCAAGAAAAAAAAGAAGCGUCGAUCGAAAGCACUGCCGAGCGAGUUGAUUCCCACCCUGCGGAGUAUCCAUCGCGGCGUUCUGUUCCUGACCGAGAUCCACUUCACCCGCAAAGACACGAAGGCCACAUCUGAGGCUCUCAAGUGCUACAUGUGCGUCCUGUCGUUCAUUUUCAAACCGUCCACCGGUGACAAGCGGUCACGACUGCUUCCAUCUUACGAGUACGAGGAGUUUUCGCGCAUCAUCCGUUGCAUCUCUAGCGGCCUAGAGCGCUGCAUCAGUUUGGUGCGUCAUCGCGAAGGAAGCUUCAACAUCUUUGACUACGGUUCUGGGGAGGGAGAGUCGUCGCGCGAGACGAUGGAAAAGAACAUCGCAUCACUCUUCCGCGCUGCGCGUAAACCCAUCUCCUGCUCCACUAACAUCGGACUACUUUCGUUGAUUGCCCAGAUACAACGUUCAGAGUGCGUUUAUUUUGCAUCUUACCGUUCAAUAUGUGCCAGGGAUCGAUUCUACAACCUGCUGUACGAGCGCAUACUUGACAUCCGCAUGUACGCCGCGGUAAACCGUCGUGCGCUGCUAACGUUGGCAGCUAACUGCAUGGCAAACGACAAUGAUAUGUGUCGAGUGGCGGCCUUUGUGAAGCGUCUACUUCAGGUUGUGUCGUCUAUCGUGGGUGCUGGAGUCUGUACCGUCAUUUCCCGCAUCUGCCGUGGCGCAAUAUGCGCCAAUGUUCCGCUUCAUGCGAUGAUAAAGUCUACGGGUGAGGAGUGCUACAAACCGAAGAGUGCCGACCCCAGCGAGAGUGAGGCGGACAAAUCGCAUUUGUGGGAGCGCCAUCUUAAUGGACUGUCGUACCACCCCUCGGUGGCUGCCGAGAGCCGGGACAUGCUCAAGGAACUUCCAGACGGAGUUGUUGAUUUCGAGGCGCCUAGCCUUUUCGAGGAGCUAGGGGCAGUAUCCGGCCAGCUGAGCAGCGGCGACUUCCUAUACACACAGCGAUCUUACUGGACCGCCAACCGCAAGGCAUUGCCACACCAGGAGGUUUUCAAGCAGUUUUUCCUGCACCGUGCGUCGUGCGAUGUCUCUAAGGUGAAACGCAGGGACAGGAGGUCCGAUGAAGUGGACGAUAUUGACGUGAGCGACGAAGAGGAAGAGUUGCGUGAUAUCGAUGGUAUGAGCGAUGAGUCUGGGUUGGGUGAUGAGCGCAUGCUGGAUGAUGUAUCGGACGCUGAGGAGUUUGACGAGAUCUCUGAUUCCGAUGACGAGUUGGAUGAAGUCUCAGAUUCAGAUGAGGAAUUAGACGAAGUAUAUGACUCCGAUGAAGAGUUAGAUGAAGUGUCCGACUCCGACGAAGAUAUGGAUGACGUGCCUGAUUCUGAUGACGCCACCGAUUCUGAAGAAGAAAUGGAUGAAGUAUCAGAUUCCGACGACGACGAUGAUGAUGAGGAUAGCGCGUCUUCGGAUAAAUCUGAGCAUGAGGUUGUCCCUACCAGCAAACUGAAGUCCCCCAAGGCAAAGGAGCGCAAAACCAAGUCGCAGCCAUCAGAGGCGGAAGGUGUAGCCAAACGUGAACCCAAGGCCACAAAGGAGCGACCUUCCAAGGUUAAGGCUUCGGAAGAGAAGACGCCUAAAAAGCCGACGCCGAAAUUAGAGGCGCCAAAGAGCGUGAAACCCAAGGUCCCGGAAGUGAAAGGCGCUGUUGCCAAGCCCGGCAAAGUAGAUGCAAAAAUGGGCAAGGCACCCAAACCGGAAGAUCACAGUGCAGAAAAACAGAAGAAGAAGGAAGCCAGAGUGACAUUUGCGGAUGAUGUGAUCGAUAAUAGUAGCAAGCAGUCUCUGGCCAAACGUGUCGGCUUAACUGCAGCUGUGCCAUCUGGCAAGAAGCAGGGCAAAUCCGUUGCAGAAAAAGCUACUAAGGAGAAACCGUCCACUAAGGAACUAAAUGCAGCAAAGAACAAGAAAAGGAAGGAAUCGUCAUCAGCUGUAGCCUCCAAGGCCAAGCCGUCUCGCGGAAGCGGUGCAUCUACGGAGCCUAUCCCUGUUGUAGUGGAAAGCAACAGGCAGAAACGCAAGCGUGAGGCUCGUGAACGGGAGGAAGCGCAUCCGGGUUUGUUUUGUUUUUUAUACGUGCAAAUGUAUUUAGACUACGAGAAGCGUAAGAAGGUAUCCCUGUUGCUGCAGAAGGCCACUAAAGGGAGUUUCGCGGACGUUUCAGGUUAG